This is a messenger RNA of Cryptomeria japonica (Japanese cedar), 960 nucleotides long. Its product is annotated as pentatricopeptide repeat-containing protein At3g24000, mitochondrial-like. The record is from RefSeq and is a predicted model, not a curated record. Gene Ontology annotation, molecular function: zinc ion binding; protein binding; RNA binding. The transcript has a single exon. The coding region runs from base 1 to 960 and encodes 319 amino acids. NCBI's taxonomy places the organism in Eukaryota, Viridiplantae, Streptophyta, Pinopsida, Cupressales, Cupressaceae. Gene Ontology annotation, biological process: RNA modification.
AUGAAGCAAUCUGAAGCACAUCCUAACAUUGUAAGCUUUGCUUGUGUUCUAGGUGCAUGCAGCCAUGCAGGUUUAAAUGGAUUAUGCAAGGAUGCUCUCAAAAUAUUUGAAUUAAUGAAGCAAUCUGGAGCACAUCCUAACAUUGUAAGCUUUGCUUGUGUUCUAGGUGCAUGCAGCCAUGCAGGUUUAGUGGAUGAGGGCUGUUCCAACUUCAAUCACAUGAGUAACUUUUACCGUAUUACACCUACAGUUGAUCAUUAUGUGUGCAUGGUUGACCUUCUUGCCCGUGCUGGCUGUCUUGAGGACACCCUAAACUUUAUCAUUAAGAUGCCAGUUAAACCUGUGGUGGUUGUGUGGAUGUGUUUUCUAGGUGCCUGUAGAUCACAUGUGAACAUAGGCUUAGGAGUAUUUACAGCGAUGCUGCUUUUUGAUUUAGAUCCUAAAAAUGCUACGACUUAUGUUCUUCUCUCAAACAUCUAUGCAGACGUGGGCAGGUGUGGUGAGGUUAAAAUGUUGAGGAGAUUGAUGAAAGAUAGAGGAAUUAAAAAGAUCCCCGGAUGUAGUUGGAUCGAAGGCCAUAAAACGGUACAUGUUUUUUGUGCAGGAGAUAGAUCACAUCCACAGACAGAGGAGAUCUAUGCAAAGUUGGAGGAAUUGGAUUGGGAGAUGAAGGCAGAUGGCUAUUUUCCAGAUUCAAGGCAUUUCCUUAAUCCUGUGGAAGAGGAGGAAAAAAAUUUAUUUCUUUGCCACUGUAGUGAAAAGUUGGCAAUUGCAUUUGGUUUGUUAACCAUGCCCCCCGGAACAACUAUUAGAGUCGUUAAGAAUCUUAGAGUAUGUGCUGACUGCCACACUGCAACAAAAUUUAUUUCCAAGACUGUUGCAAGAGAAAUUGUUGUGAGAGAUGUGAACCGUUUCCAUCAUUUUAAACAGGGAGAAUGUUCUUGUGGAGAUUAUUGGUGA